AUGGCGUGUCUUGAGUGGCUGAAAAACGAGUUGGCGCCUUUCAUUGAGCACGGUUUCAGACUUUGUCCUUUUCGUUCUCGCUCUCUUGCUUUGUUUCUCCUUCUCGCUCUCUUGCGCUGUUGCCUUGUCACUGUGGAAUCGGAAUCGUGGUGUUUUGUGCUCUCGGAAUCUUGCUCUCGGAAGGUUGCUAAUCUCGCUGUCGGACUCUUGGCUGUCGGAAUCGGAAACCUAACUAUUUCUGUCCACAUUGCUAUCUUUGUAGGAGCAAUGCCACGAAGAAGACAAAGUUGGAGACUUCGGAUAUUCAUGGAUUCCGCCAAGAUUCUAGAAAUGAACACCAAACUACGACAACCGCAUAUAGACCGUAUUAAUAUGACGCCAUUUAAGUGUUGUUUGAACCUUAUGAACCCUAUUGAAGUAAACGUACAAUUGUUGAGGUUGAUGGUAAAAAGUUGGGUGGGGAAAGAUUUGAGUUUUAGGGUUUGUCAACGUUUAGUGCCUUUUAAUCCUGUUGAUGUUUUCAUGGCCACCGGUUUAGACUUAGGUGGACUAGAUGUACCGUUUGAUGAAUGUGUUGUGGGUUUGCUUGGUGACAUGUUCAAUCCGAGUACCACGACAAAGGAGGACCUAAUUGACAUGUUUGAUUUGAUUGUAACGGAUGAGGCCAUAGAUGUAGAUGUAGUUUUGUUAGAUGAUUUAGACAGUUUAUGUUUGUAUGACUGGGGUUCUGCUGUACAUCAAAACCUUGUACAAAAUUUACACAAGUGUAAGAUCAAAAUAAUAUCCAAAAAAAUCUCNAAGUCGAUGGGUUUGAGUGGCAAUGUAGCUGUAUUGCAGGCUUGGGCGGUGGAGAGACUUUCAUUGCAUGAUGGUCGUUCACCGAGGGUAUUCCCGCGCAUUUGGAGAUGGUUCCCUUAUACGGGAACCAAAGAAACAAUUGAAGCUGUCUUCAAGAAUGGACAAUUAAAUACGGAGUGGUACCUCAGUAGGAACGACUAUCUUAAGGCCGAGGUGCGUNCUGCCUUUGGCAUGGAUGAGGGAGGAGACAGUGAAGAAACAAAGGUUGAACCGUCCACNUCCACCCUUCCGGAAACAUAUGAAGAUAGCUCCGAUGAUGGCACUUGGGAAGAGGGUGCAGAGGAGAUAGUAAACAAAACCAAUUCUGAAUUAAUAUACUUGAGUUCUAGAAUUGCUUNCCUCACCAACGAGUUAAUGGAGGUUCUUCAAUGGCCAUUGAAAUACGAAGAAGCAGAUGUUUGUCAUGACAAAGAAGGUAUUGCAAGAGGUGAUGAAGGAAAUGGUGUUGNAGUUCAUGAAGACCCUUUGGCGGAUGAAGAACCAGCACNAAAACAUGACAAUGAAGGAAAUGCUGUCGGAGUUCAUGAACGGCCUUUGGCAGAUGAAGAACCAGUACCAAAACAUCACAAAGGUGAACCAUCUGAGAAAGAUUCACCAACAGAGCAUGUUCCUGAAUAUAUUCAUGUUGAUGAUGAUGGUGACAAUGAAGAAGUUGUUGCUGAAGAACAUGUGCCGUUGCGCACCUUUGUUGGUGAUCCANCCACCGAUGUAGAUGUUGACAAACUAUACACUGCAGUGAGUGUUAGAGAUAAAGAUGCACCGCAGAGGGUCAUCUGCGACAUCAUUGGCCAAUCCUUGACCACAAAAUAUAUGCAGUGCUUAGCACCACGUACAUUUGUUCAUAACCUGGUGGUGUUAUUUGCCUCUACGACGUUCAUGCACUUUGAAAAAAGGUUGAGCGGUGUAGUGAAGAGGGUUCAUUUUAGUUCUUUAUACUCGAGUCAUAUUUGCAGUGACUAUAGGAAGAUGGAAAAAAAUCAACAUGUGUAUACGCUGCGUAAUUAUGCGAGCUACAUGUGGUCCGAUUAUUUUGGACUUGAAGACAUUCGCACAGCUGAGUUUUUGUUUAUGCCAUUUUGCCAUGAAGAACAUUGGUGGUGUUAUGCCCUUAAUUUCAGAACAUUACAAAUAUGUGUUAUUGACUCAUUAAACAAGGUUGUACCUGAUAGGAGGAGGAUUGACACAUUUGUGGGAAAAAAUAUGGCCAGAUUUUUGUGCUUGUUGAACAAUAGACCGGAGGGUAGUAUUCCUCCUUUGCCUGUGACAAUGUCAAACAUCCCGACCCAACCAAACUUAUUCGAUUGUGGAGUGGUAAUGUUAAAAGCAAUGGAAAUUUGGGAUGGGGAGGACAAAUACAACGGCAAGAGCAUGCNGCAAUAUACGAAUGAAGAUUUGCGUGAAAUUAGAAAAAACUACGUAAAGGAGUGGAUCCUCGACAACGACAAUAUUGCAAGAAUGGAGGCGCUACAGGAAUAUGGAUUUUUGUAGGGUCGUUAGCAUUUGUAAUUUAAAUGACAUGAACAUGUAUUUGAAAUUACAUUGUACACUGUACA
Molecule: messenger RNA, 2411 nt
Organism: Vigna radiata var. radiata (mung bean)
Lineage: Eukaryota; Viridiplantae; Streptophyta; Magnoliopsida; Fabales; Fabaceae
Exons: 14
Coding region: 1-2346 (781 amino acids)
Biological process (GO): proteolysis
Molecular function (GO): cysteine-type peptidase activity
Source: RefSeq, a predicted model, not a curated record